CAGUUGCAAAAUUCCAUGAAGAAGAGCAACUUAAAAUUGUUUCCAUGAAAUCCAGUGCUCCCUGGGGUAAUUGGUUUUAUAAACCCAGUGAAUGUUGGACAUCAAGGAGUUUCUAGUCCACAUGACUCAUUUUAUCUCUUCAAGCCCUGAGGGGAAAGGUUUCUGAAGAGCUUCCUGGUAAAAAAACAGAUUCUUUGACAAAGAGAACUUUUGCUUACUGUUCCACCAACACAGGACGAAGGAAAUUUGGGUUUUUAAGCUGACGUGUAUAACACGUGAGAACACAUGAAGACGAACAGCACAGGGUCCUUCGCGGGAGUUACAAAGCAUGAAAUUACACAAUAGACCAUGGUUGUCGGUCCUAAUUUGUCGUCUGGACAAGCUCAAGCUUGAACAUAUAUAUCCCACGAGCUUGCAAUUUGCAUUUCUUGUUCCUUGAAUCAUCACCAAAUAUCAGACUCAAAAUGGGAACACCCACAAAGCUAUACGCCUUGUGUUCUCUGCUACUGGCUUUCCUCUUCCCUUUCUUGAACUCUCUUCAGUUGGACGGCGGUAAGCUCUGCCGACCGGAAAAACAUGCUUCCUUAUUCAUCUUCGGGGAUUCGUUAUAUGAUCCCGGAAACAAUAAUUAUAUCAACACCACUACCGAUUUCCAGGCAAAUUUUGGUCCGUACGGUGAAACCUUCUUCAAGUACCCCACCGGCAGAUUUUCCGAUGGUCGUGUAAUCCCAGAUUUCAUUGCUGAGUAUGCAAAGUUACCGUUAAUUACACCGUAUCUGCAUCCCGGCUAUCAUCGUUAUAUUGAUGGGGCAAACUUCGCAUCAGGGGGAGCUGGUGCUCUUGUUGAAACUCACCAAGGAUAUGUGAUAGACCUAAAGACUCAACUAAGUUAUUUCAAGAAUUUAGCGAGGCUGUUUAGGAAAAAAUUAGGCCACGCAGAAGCCAAGACAUUUUUUGGUAGAGCAGUUUACUUAAUUAGCAUUGGAGGCAACGAUUAUUUAGUCCCCUUCAAUUCCAAUUCCACCGUGCUUCAAUCCAUUUCUAAAGAAGACUAUGUUGAUAUGGUGAUCGGCAACUUGACAACUGUGAUCAAAAAAAUAUAUAAGAAAGGAGGAAGGAAGUUCGGGUUUACGAGCAUGCUGCCAUUGGGAUGUUUACCAUUCACAAAAGUGCUCAAACCUGGAAAUACAGGUGCAUGCAUAGAUGAACUUACUACAUUAGCAAAACUGCAUAAUAGAGCACUUCCUAAAGUCCUGCAGAAGCUAGAACGUGAGCUCAAUGGAUUCAAAUAUUCAAUAGCCGAUGGGUACACUGCUUUUAGUGAAAGAAUAAAUAACCCUUCAAAAUAUGGGUUCACGGAAGGGAAGAUUGCAUGCUGUGGAAGCGGUGAAUACAGAGGAAUAUUGAGCUGUGGAGGAAUAAGGAAGCUGAGCUCGCUAGAGAGAAGACAAAUUUGACACAAGCUGGACAGGUCUCAUAUUUUUGCUGUGAACAUGUGCCUUAUAGAGUAUGGUUUGAAGGGCAGCAGGGGAAUCUUUUUGAAGACUAAUUAAUCUCAAUAACUACCAAGUGUUACCAGGAUAAGAAGCUUUUCUUCUCUGUUUCUAAUGAAAUUCUUAUUUGUUGACACUUAUUUUCUGCAUAUGUACUUGCAUAGCUAUUUUUCUUUAGGUAUAGUAGGACUUGGAGAAAAAUAGAAAUUCAAAAUACAAAUCUUUCUAGACCUGUCACAUAGAAACAAUUGAGAUUAUAA
Messenger RNA from Corylus avellana, 1753 nucleotides. RefSeq names its product GDSL esterase/lipase 1. Gene Ontology annotation, molecular function: lipase activity. NCBI's taxonomy places the organism in Eukaryota, Viridiplantae, Streptophyta, Magnoliopsida, Fagales, Betulaceae. The record is from RefSeq and is a predicted model, not a curated record.